UUAACUUUUUAACACGUAAAUUAAUUCUCCCCAAAAUCACAGUGACGCCGAUUCCACUAGUUGAUGACCAAAUCCGCCAUUGUUUCCGAUCAAUUAGCUUGAUCACCUCCACCCAAUUCCCUUAGGGUGUACAAAAUGACAGCCCUAAUCUACCAGAUCUUCUCCUCCACCGCGCUGCUAGCGCAGGGCCUCUACCACCUCAUCUCCGCCACCCGAAACCACCUCAAAUUCCCCGCCGAUUACGCCGCCAAACCCUACCACCCCCUCCCCUUCCCCGCCGCAUUGGCCAAUCACCACCGCUGGCGCCACCUCCAGCUCCACCUCGCCAUCCUCUGCCUCCUAAUCGCAAUCGUCCACCACCUCCUCGCCUCCUCCGACGCCGAUCCCCUCGUCAAAGGCCGCACCGCCGUCCACCUCUUCACCUCCCUCCACUCCGCCCUCCUCCUCUUCGCUUUCCUCCUCCUCGCCCUCGCGCUCCUCCUCCCCGACCUCCUCCCCCUCCCUCCCGAUCUCUUCUUCGCCGCCGCCGCCGCGCUCUUCCUCCUCCAAUUCUCCCUCCUCUCCUCCUCCGCCGCCGCGCAGACCUCCGAUCUCCAGGCGAAAUGCGACUCCACCGCCGCCGCCGUCGCCGCGCUCGCCUCCGCUUUGUGCCUCGCCCUCGCCUGCCACCCGAAGCUCUUCAUCGCCGACGCCGCCCUCGGCGCCUCCUUCUGCCUGCAGGGGCUGUGGGCGCUGCAGACCGGGCUGUCGCUCUACGUCGACGCGUUCAUCCCCGAGGGCUGCCACAAGCUGCUGGAUGUGGUGAGCGGCGUCGAGGGAUCGACCAAGUGCGAAUUGGAUGACUCGAAGAUGAGAGCCGCCGCGAUUCUCGACCUAGUUUUUGUGCUUCACGUCGUGCUCGUGCUUGUUAUCUUCCUUGCGGUGUACACUGUUGUUGCGAAGACGCUCGGCGUCCGUACCAGAUUCGGAUCGUAUGAAGCGUUGCCGAAUACUUCACUGGAUGCGAAUCACAUCCAAUUGAAAUCCAUGGCCGGCACUCAGGCGUAGUCAAUUUAGGUCAGGCUAGGCCAUGAAACAGAUUUGGUGCAUUUCUGAGAGAUGCUUUUGGAGGGGACCCAAUUUCAUGUAAUGUAUGAUUGAGAGAAGCUCUGUUACACCCCUACCCAAUACAUUUUGUGCAUGUAUAGUUACAGUUUACAUCAUAUUUUAGUUGAUGAUUUAUGAUGUUUCUGUUCA
Molecule: messenger RNA, 1236 nt
Organism: Salvia hispanica
Lineage: Eukaryota; Viridiplantae; Streptophyta; Magnoliopsida; Lamiales; Lamiaceae
Source: RefSeq, a predicted model, not a curated record